AUGGACACCCUCAGAGACGCCCCCUUGGGACAACUCGUCCGGCAGUUCUGGACACCAAAUUCCCUUCGCUACCCAGAAGAAAAAGCCGGCUUCGAGAUCCCCGCCGGUCUCAAGCCCAAGCCCGUGAACGAGGAUAUCGAGAAAGGCUCCGAUAACGAUCAGCAAUCUGAGGGGCAUGCAGAAAAGGCUGCGCCUGACGGGGUCAUCCUCGUCGACUGGUAUGGAGCUGACGACCCUGAGAAUCCCCAGAAUUUCUCGGUGGGCAAGCGAGCGUGGAUUACGUUUGUUUUGUUCUGGAUGACGUUUGCGGUGUAUGGUGUGUCGUCGAUGUAUACGCCUAGUGAGCAGGGCGUGAUGCAGGCUUUUGGCGUUGGUGUCCCCAAGGCGGCUUUGGGGCUGGCUCUUUAUGUCCUUGGCGCGGGUUUGGGACCGAUGCUCUUCUCCCCGCUAAGUGAGGUGCCUGCUCUGGGUCGCAACAUACCGUACAUCAUCCCCACGACGCUGUUCCUGAUCCUCUCGAUACCAACUGCGGUGGUGAACAACUACUCUGCUCUCAUGGCGUUGAGGUUCCUUACUGGAUUUGUGGGAUCGCCAGCCGUCGGGACCGGCCCUGCCUCGAUACAGGACAUCUAUCCCUUUCACAUUCUUCCUCUCGGCCUCACCGUGUGGAUGAUAGCCGCCUUUACCGCUCCGGCAUUCUCACCCACCUUGUCAGCCUUCGCGGUCAUGAAUGAGGACUGGCACUGGUCGCUGUGGGUGAUCGUCUGGAUUACGGCACCAGCCCUCGUCUUGAUGUGGCUGGCACUUCCUGAAACCUCGGCGCCAAAAAUCUUGCUGCGAAGAGCACAAAGGCUGCGCAAAUUGACCGGUCAGAAGAACUUCAAAUCCCAGUCCGAGAUCAGACAAGCCAAUCUUGCAGUCGGAUCAGUACUUCGUGACGCCCUUCUCAAACCGAUCGAAAUCUCCUGCUUAGACCCCGCCAUUAUGUUCGCUCACCUCUACAUCAUGUACAUCUACGGCACGUACUACUCCUUCUUCGAGGCAUUCCCAAUCGUGUACGCCGGAAGCUACGGGUUCAAUCUCGGAGAAGUGGGCCUAUCGUUCAUCCCCAUCGCAGUCGGGACCUUCAUCGGCGCUGGCAUCUUCGUCUUAUACAUGGGGAUGUACGUGAAGCCGGUGUAUAUGAAGAAGGGCCCUCAGCCGCAAGAGUUCAACCUCAUAGCAGGACUUUACGGCUCGUUCGCGCUUCCUGUGGGGCUAUUCAUCUUCGCGUGGACGGCGAGAGCGAGCAUCCACUGGAUUGUGCCCAUGAUUGGAAACGCGAUUUUCGCAGGUGGAGCUUUCUUGAUCUUUAUUGCGGUCUUUUUGUAUUUGCCGAUGUCUUAUCCGCAAUACGCAGCCAGUCUAUUCGCGGCGAAUGAUCUCUUUCGCUCAUGCUUCGCUGCCGGUGCGGUUAUAUUCGCUCACCCGAUGUUUGUGAAUCUAGGCAUCGGGAAGGGCGUUUCUGUCCUGGGAGGCUUGGGUGUAGGGGGCGUUAUCGGCAUCUGGCUGCUGUGGUGUUUUGGCGCUGCUCUUCGCGCGAGGUCUCGAUUUGCACUCUCCCAAUAG
This is a messenger RNA of Zasmidium cellare ATCC 36951, 1608 nucleotides long. RefSeq lists its product as uncharacterized. The transcript is spliced from 3 exons. Gene Ontology annotation, biological process: xenobiotic detoxification by transmembrane export across the plasma membrane. Gene Ontology annotation, molecular function: fluconazole transmembrane transporter activity. The coding region runs from base 1 to 1608 and encodes 535 amino acids. Lineage: Eukaryota; Fungi; Ascomycota; Dothideomycetes; Mycosphaerellales; Mycosphaerellaceae. The record is from RefSeq and is a predicted model, not a curated record.